Molecule: messenger RNA, 829 nt
Organism: Spathaspora passalidarum NRRL Y-27907
Lineage: Eukaryota; Fungi; Ascomycota; Pichiomycetes; Serinales; Debaryomycetaceae
Product: mitochondrial 54S ribosomal mL67 domain-containing protein
Exons: 1
Biological process (GO): positive regulation of mitochondrial DNA replication; DNA recombination
Cellular component (GO): nucleus; mitochondrial large ribosomal subunit
Molecular function (GO): single-stranded DNA binding; structural constituent of ribosome; DNA strand exchange activity
Source: RefSeq, a predicted model, not a curated record
AAAGACUACCCUCCAAUACCCCUUCAGUUCAGUAAAUAGACAGUCAAAAUGGUUAUGCGUACGAGAGCUGAAAAGAAUAUGAGAAAGCACUUAGUUGCUCAACUCAAAGCCAGAAAAAUCUUAGGAGCUAGAGUAGCACAAGGUGACAAAUCAGCUGAAGAAUUAGACAAGUUAGGCUUUGCACCACAAAUCUUCUUAUUCAAAAACUUAUUCUCGGGACAAGUAUUAUAUUCCAAAGUUCCAGCUUACCAUCAAGAUCAAAUCGAUGAACAGUUUGUUGCACCAAAUUGGCAAAAUAGAAAGCCUUCACGAAGAAACGAUUUGUGGAAAAUAAUGUGCAUUGCCAAUUUUGCCAAUUUUGAAUACUCAAAUGCAGCAUAUGAAGGUUUGGUUCAAUUAAGAAAAGUUAGAGAUGUUGAACAAAAGAAAGAAGCACAAGCAAUGAGAAAAAAGAAUGACGAUGGAAAUAUUUGGUAUUCCGGUCAAUAUAGACCAACUUAUUCACAAGAAGCGGUUGCUGAUUUGUCUCAUGUAAUUGAUGAAUUUCAAUUAGAGGAUACUAAGUUGUUAUGGGAAAAUGAUUGGAGAAGAGGUGAUGAUAAAUAUUGGAGAGAAGACUUAGUAGAACAUUUUAAUUUACCUACUUAUAAUCCAAAAUAUCAAACUGUUAUGUUAGAUUUAGUAAGAGAAAAGGCUCGAGCUGAAUUUGAAGCAUUAAGACAACAACAGGAAAAUAGUGAGGCUCAACAAAGCUAAGUAAAUAACCAUUUGUAAAUAGAAUUUAGCUGUACAUAGAAAUGUGGCUCAUUUUGAAACAACAAAAUUAUUG